AUGAUGACCCAGGUGGAAACGAUGCAAUACAACAAUGGAUACGAUCAAGAGGUGUACAUGAUGCAGGAGGAUGAGUGGGACAGGGAUCUCCUCUUGGACCCAGCAUGGGAGAAACAGCAGAGGAAGACUUUCACAGCCUGGUGUAACUCCCAUCUGCGUAAAGCCGGCACUCAGAUUGAGAACAUUGAGGAAGACUUUCGAAAUGGCCUUAAACUCAUGCUGCUCCUGGAGGUCAUUUCUGGUGAGAGACUGCCUAAACCAGACAGAGGAAAGAUGCGUUUUCACAAAAUAGCCAAUGUCAACAAAGCCCUGGAUUACAUCACAAGCAAAGGAGUGAAGCUGGUGUCAAUUGGUGCAGAGGAGAUAGUAGAUGGGAAUGUAAAGAUGACUCUGGGUAUGAUCUGGACCAUCAUCCUCCGCUUUGCCAUUCAGGACAUCUCAGUGGAAGAAACCUCCGCUAAGGAAGGCCUCCUGCUGUGGUGUCAAAGGAAGACUGCCCCCUAUAGGAACGUCAACGUCCAAAACUUCCAUUGCAGCUGGAAAGACGGUCUGGCGUUCUGUGCUCUCAUACACAGACAUCGUCCUGACUUGAUCGAUUACUCCAAACUCAACAAGGAUGAUCCUGUGGGUAAUCUGAAUCUAGCUUUGGAAAUUGCAGAGAAACAUCUCGACAUCCCAAAAAUGUUGGACCCAGAGGACAUCAUCAACACCCCAAAACCAGAUGAGAGGGCUAUAAUGACAUAUGUGUCCUGUUUCUAUCAUGCCUUUGCUGGAGCUGAACAGGCGGAGACGGCUGCUAACAGGAUCUGUAAGGUGUUAGGAGUGAACCAGGAGAAUGAGAAAUUGAUGGAGGACUAUGAGAAACUGGCCAGUGAUCUUCUGGAGUGGAUUCGUCGGACCACCCCAUGGCUGGAGAACCGUUCUGCAGAGACAAGCAUGGCAGCCAUGCGGCGUAAGCUGGAGGAUUUCAGGGACUACAGGCGCAUGCACAAACCCCCCAAAGUGCAGGAGAAAUGCCAGCUGGAGAUCAGCUUCAACACGCUGCAGACCAAACUGCGCAUCAGCAACCGACCUGCGUUCAUGCCCUCCGAGGGCAAGAUGGUGUCUGACAUCACCGGUGCAUGGCAGGGUCUGGAGCAGGCAGAGAAAGGCUAUGAGGAGUGGUUGCUUGGGGAACUGCGACGUUUGGAGCGUCUCGAUCACCUGGCCGAGAAGUUUCGUCAGAAAGCUGCCACCCAUGAGGGCUGGUCAGAAGGUAAAGAGCAGUUGCUUCUGCAGAGGGACUAUGAAUCGGCGUCUCUGACUGAGGUUCGAGCCUUGUUGAGAAGACACGAGGCCUUUGAGAGUGACCUGGCUGCACACCAGGACCGUGUGGAGCAGAUAGCAGCCAUUGCACAGGAACUCAAUGAACUGGACUACCAUGCCUCUGCCACCAUUAAUGAACGAUGCCAGAGGAUUUGCGACCAGUGGGACCAACUGGGAACGCUCACCCAAAAGAGGCGGGAAGCUUUGGAGAGAACAGAGAAGUUGCUGGAGACCAUUGAUCAGCUUUUCCUGGAGUUUGCAAAGAGAUCUGCCCCCUUCAACAACUGGAUGGAAGGAGCCAUGGAGGACCUGCAAGACAUGUUUAUGGUCCAUUCUGUGGAUGAGAUUCAGAAUCUGAUCUCAGCCCAUGACCAGUUCAAGGCUACACUUCCAGAGGCAGACGCUGAGAGACAGGCUAUUCUGGGCAUUCAUAACGAAGUGCAGAAAAUUGCACAGAGCUAUGGCAUCUCACCCAGUCUUAGCAACCCUUACACCAGCAUCACCCCUGCUGAUCUCAAUCUCAAGUGGGACAAGGUGAAGAGACUGGUGCCUCAGAGGGACAGCGCUCUACAGGAGGAACUGUCUCGGCAGCAUGCUAAUGAGAGACUGAGGAGGCAGUUUGCUGCCCAGGCCAACGUUAUUGGACCUUGGAUUCAAACCAGGAUGGAGGAGAUAGGCCACAGCUCUGCUGAUAUAGGAGGAACACUGGAGGACCAUAUGAACCAGCUGAAGAAUAUUGAGCAUGUCAUCAUCAACUACAAACCUAACAUUGACAAACUGGAGGGAGACCACCAAGUCAUACAAGAGUCUCUCAUCUUUGACAACAAACAUACCAACUAUACCAUGGAGCACCUCCGUGUAGGUUGGGAACUCCUCCUCACCACCAUCGCCCGUACCAUCAAUGAAGUGGAGACCCAAAUCCUUACCCGUGAUGCCAAGGGCAUAAGCCAGCAGCAGAUCAAUGAGUUCCGCUCCUCCUUCUCUCACUUCGACAGGAAGAAGAAAGGAGGGAUGGAGACAGAUGAUUUCCGGGCCUGCCUCAUUUCUAUGGGCUAUGAUCUGGGAGAGGCAGAGUUUGCACGCAUCAUGUCUCUGGUUGACCCGAACGGUACUGGACUGGUGACCUUCCAGUCAUUUGUUGAUUUCAUGACUCGUGAGACAGGGGAUACAGACACGGCUGAGCAGGUCGUCGCUUCCUUCAGAAUCCUGGCUGCAGAUAAGCCGUAUAUUCUGGUUGAAGAACUGCGUAGAGAACUGCCCCCGGAGCAGGCUGAGUACUGCAUCUCCAGGAUGCCCCUCUACACUGGGCCUGACGGAGUGCCUGGAGCCCUAGACUACACUGCCUUCUCCAGUGCCCUCUACGGGGAAAGCGACCUCUAGCUGCACUCUGCACUCAAA
This is a messenger RNA of Chanos chanos (milkfish), 2703 nucleotides long. RefSeq names its product alpha-actinin-2 (gene actn2a). The record is from RefSeq and is a predicted model, not a curated record. The transcript is spliced from 21 exons. Bases 1 to 2685 code for a protein of 894 amino acids. Lineage: Eukaryota; Metazoa; Chordata; Actinopteri; Gonorynchiformes; Chanidae. Gene Ontology annotation, molecular function: calcium ion binding; protein binding.